Aureobasidium melanogenum CBS 110374 is the source of this 891-nucleotide messenger RNA. RefSeq names its product Yip1-domain-containing protein. Lineage: Eukaryota; Fungi; Ascomycota; Dothideomycetes; Dothideales; Saccotheciaceae. The record is from RefSeq and is a predicted model, not a curated record. Gene Ontology annotation, biological process: vesicle fusion with Golgi apparatus; endoplasmic reticulum to Golgi vesicle-mediated transport. Bases 1 to 891 code for a protein of 296 amino acids. Gene Ontology annotation, cellular component: trans-Golgi network; membrane. The transcript has 3 exons.
AUGGCGUACUACAACCCCCAACAACAGCAGCCCUAUGGCAAUGCCCAAAACCUACAGUUCUACUCUUCGUCAUACUCGAAUCAACCUGUUUCCGGCACGUCGACUCCCUUCCAGGCAUUCAACGGCGGAGCGCAAACAUCAGCAUACCCCUCAAGUUAUGGCGCAGGCUUCGGUGGUCAGCCCGCUGUGUCUGGACGUAUGGGUGAACAAGGAGGCUUGACGAUGGGAUGGCUGGCGGCAUUUGGCACCGAGGGAUAUCCUGGAGAGCCGCCGUUGUUGGAAGAGCUGGGUGUCAACUUUGGACACAUCAAGACAAAGACUCUUACCGUCUUGAACCCUCUGGCUAGAAUCGACCAGCACAUCAUGGACGACUCUGAUCUGGCAGGACCUAUCCUCUUCUUCCUGCUGUUCGGCACUUUCUUGCUCUUGUCUGGCAAGCUCCACUUCGGUUACAUCUACGGACUGGCCGCUUUGGGCAGCAUCUCGCUCCACUGGAUCCUCUCGCUCAUGUCACCUCCCCUUUCUCCCGCCGAAACUGCAGCUCAGCAACAAGACCCAUCAUCUGCACACGGCGGUCACUUCUCGGCGACCCUGACCAUCUGGCGCUCAGCAUCCGUCCUCGGCUACUGCCUUCUUCCUCUUGUCUUGACAUCUUUCAUCGGCAUCGCACUUCCCCUCGAUGGACUGUUGGGCUACAUUCUGACGAGCUUGGCGAUUUCAUGGUGUACAUACAGUAGCAGUGCCAUGUUCUGCGCCGUGGGAAGAAUGACUGGCAUGCGAGGCUUGGUUGCUUACCCCUUAGCUCUUUUCUACGUCGGAUUUGGCAUUAUGGCUAUUUUCUCAAGCAGAGGCACUGGCACUAUUACCAGCAACCUCAAGGCUGGUGCUUAG